GAAUUGGGUAUCAAUUAUCAUCUGAUUCGAAAUCAUCUCAUAUAUCUCUUUAAUAUCUUUACUUUUCCAAUCCUAUCUUGACCUCUUCCUUCUUCCUUUUUUUUAUUAAUCUUCACUCUUCACUCCUUAUUUAUUUUUUGUGGCGAAUCCUGGUUCGUUCAAUUCUCUCCCCCCCAAGCUUUCUUCCAGCUCCGACCAUUCAACUUUGAACACCAGAAAAAAAAAACCAAGAGAGAGUGAGUGAGAGAGAGAGAGUGAGAGAGAGAGUGAGGAAAGAAAUACUAGAAACACUCCCGGUACCUAGAAAACGCACCUUCCUCUCGGGAAGCAGUUUACAUCACGCCCUGCGUAUUUUUCAGUCUCUUAUUAUUUGCAACACACCCCCCAAAAACCCACCUUGGAAACUUUAUACAAAUUACAACGACAAACUACAACCCAUAAAUCACCACCACUACCGCCCCAUUUCGAUUAAUUGAAAAGUCUCGUCCACGGUAUCAAUAUCAGUUACCCUUAAUAAUUGCAUGGUGAAUAUCUUCACUUGCGCAAUCUCAUCCCAAGCAAGAGCUUUUCAACCUUCCUCUUCCUUCUAGAAUAGCCUUCUUCAAUAACCUUCAGACGCUAUUGCUUCUCGCAUCAAACAAGCCCCCGGAGUUUAUCGCAUUUGGCUUCCACUAAAAAGGUCCCCCCCCCCAGACACAGACACAGAUACCUCAGUUACACCAGAAAUCACACCUUCAAUCCCAUUCAAUCUACAUCAAACUGGCGCGCCACGUACAGUCACAAUAAUAUACAAGUUGGAAUAUUUAAAAACGAUAGUUUUCGGUUUCGUUCAAUUCAAACCGUUCUGCCGUGCGACAUUUCGCCCUACAACCGCUUCGCGUCAGAGAGCUGUGGCUGACGGACGGUUUUUCUUCUUCUACACGAGUGUUGGAUUGUAAAAUUCACGCUCACCUUGACUUAUCACUACCCGAUCGCGUUCAGAGUCUGCGACGAUGAAUAACGUCAAUAUGUCCGGUAUGCCAAACAUGGGUGGUCCAGUUGGAACUGGUAUCCCCAUGAUGAAUAAUGGGGUACCCGGUGGAGCUGCGAGACAUCCUACGAUGAAAGAUGGCAACUCUUUUAGCCCUCGAUCGCAACUGAACACCUACAUUUACGAAUACUUUCUCAAGAGUGGCAUGUUUGAUUGCGCCAGAACAAUGUUGAAUGAACAAAUCAACGUCCAGAAAGAUAGCCUCAAUCGGGGCGACGCGGAGGAGGGAGACGAUUCGAAAGAUGAUAUCGAUUCAAAGAGGCCCAGUGAUCUUCCUCUACCAAACCUUCCCAAGGAAUCUCCUGAAAAUGGCUGUUUUCUCUAUGAAUGGUUUUGCCUUUUCUGGGAAAUGUUCAAUGCUCAGCGAAACUCGGGGGAUCCAUCACGUAACGUUCUUGCCUAUGUCACUCACACACAGCAAACGCGCCAAAAGGCAGAGCAACAGCAGGCUUCGCUUCGUGCUCUUAAUCCAAAUGGAAUGCAUCCUGGUGCACCCUAUGGUCGUAUGAACCCAGCGAUAAUGCAAAAUGAAAUUGCACGACAAGCAUUGAUGAAUGGUGGUAGAGGCAAACCCACUCCACAGCAGAUGCAGCAGAUGCAACAAAUGCAACAGAUGCAGAAACAACAAGCAAUGCAGAGAGAACCUUCGGACGGCAACCAUCCACAACGAGCUCAAUCGCCAGGAGGAUCUGCCGAGAACGCUCCAUCCCCAUCCAAGCGACCACGAAUUGAAGGACCCGGAUUUAACCAACAAGGUGGCAUGGGACCUAAUGGAAGAGGACAAACUACUGGAAUUCCAGGCCAACAGGUGGGAGAAACCGCCCCCAGCAAUACUGCUCAAGCAGCUCAUUUGCCACUUUCAAAUGGUAUCGAUUCAAAUCUGACAGCUCAGCAGUUCCAGGGUUUCCCAAAUCAAAAUCCACAAAAGAAUCUUCAAGCAUAUCAGGCUGGUUUGUCACAUCAGCAACAAAAGCAAAUGCCUGGUGCAGCCGCUGGAGGCCCCCCCAACCAAGGAUCGCCCAUGAUGACGCAAGGUGCUGAUGUGAACGCAAUGACUACCUAUGGUUACGGCGCGGGUGAAAUGGGUCAAAACGGUGUGAGAGGUGCUCCCGGUGGCCAACAAAGUGGCCAACAAGGUAACCAUGCUUUACAAGACUAUCAGAUGCAGUUGAUGUUGCUUGAGCAACAAAACAAGAAGAGACUAAUGAUGGCACGCCAAGAACAGGGUGCCGCUGAGGGCCAGGGAGGUCCCGGAGGACCUGGCAUGGGACCCAAUGGACCCAAUUUCCCCCAAGGAACCUCGCCACAAAGUGGUCCUCGAUCAGUGAACUCGCCAAACCCAAGCGAGCAGCAGAUGAAGCGAGGAACCCCUCACAUGAAUAACCCAGGCAUUCCAUCUCCUCUACCCGAAGGUCAAAAUAGAGGAUCGCCAGGCGCAAUGAACUUCAACAUGGGACAGCCUGGACAAAUGGAUGCAGGCAUGAACCCGCAAUUCUACAAGAUGAACGAUAUGAAUGGUAACAUGAUGCCAAACGGCAUGCGACCCCCUAGUUCCCAUCCCGGAUUCCCACAAGGAAUGUCACAGCAGCAAAUGAUGAUGGCACGACAGCAAGCAGGCAACUGGCAGAAUGGUCCAAACGGCGGCGCUCCCAUGGUUGCCAACCCCUCCCAAGGACCCCCACAAGCUAUGGGCACACCUCAACAACGAAAUAUGCCUCCGCCCGCAGCUCCUGCCAACGCUGGCGCGAACGGACGAACACAACCAUCGUCCCCUCAAGGUAGCACUGCUGCACCUCCAACACCUCAGCAAUCGAACAAGGCAAACCCCAAGAAGAAGAAUGAGACCAAGGAAACCAAAACAAAGCGGGCUACAAAGAAAGGAUCCGCCGCAAACCUCAACGCUGGUGCUACACCCUCCGCCGAUCCAACCCAAGAAGCCGCGACCCCCACCCCAGCGACCCCGAUCACCCCGGUUCACACGAAGACUUUCAACAAUGUUCCAAAUCCAAACGGUGCUGUUCAGCCCGUCAAUGGUCAACCUAUGGCGACUGCCCCGAACGUUGGAGUUGCCUCGUCGCAGCCUGAUCCUCUGAAUGCAUUCCCAAUGAAUGAUCAACCGUUUGAUAUGCUCGAGUUCAACAAUCCCAUGAAUGGAAAUUCGGAUGUUCUUACCGACUUUGACUUUGAUUCAUUCUUGAAUGAUUCUACUGGUGGUGCAGAUGACAAUUAUAACUUUGAUCCUUAUCUAGGAGAAAAUGAAAUAUCCGAGACUGUUUGAAGCAAUUCAGGUGCAUAGGGUCAAUUUACCGGCGUUUUCGAGCAUACUUUGGCGUUUAUCGGAUCAUACCACUUCGAGCUUUCCUGGCGCAUGGACUCUCAAAUGUGAAAAAGAAUCUGGAACUUCAGAAAGGAUUAGAAAGGGGUGGUGGUUGUUGCAAGUGUUUAAAAAAAAACUCCUUUUACAUAAGACAUGACACGAUCGUGUGACGUUGGAUAGGGAUCAAUGGAGGGGAGUGGCUUUCAUUUUGUGUUUACGCUAUUAUACUUUUGAUCAGUCAAAGGACGUACUUAAUUACUUGGCUCAUAUUAUGACUUUCUCGGCAUAUUUUUACUGGGCAAAGUUAUGAGAUGGGAACUGGCGUUACUUUGUUUAAAUGAUUAGUCUAUCUUGUUUAUUAUCCACCAUAUUUCUUUUGCGUAGGAACGGAUAUUGGGAUCUCUUGGGGAAAGGGUGGAAUCCUGUGUAUUUAUCAUUGAUGGGUCCAGUUCUCUCUCUCUUUUAUUACAGGGCGGGAUUUAUCACUAGGAGACUCGAGAAGAUGUUUGUUUAUUUUCCAAAGCAACUUUGGAAUAAGAUUAUUAACAUAUAUGUUUUUCAAUGA
Messenger RNA from Botrytis deweyae, 3912 nucleotides. RefSeq lists its product as uncharacterized. The transcript has 5 exons. Gene Ontology annotation, biological process: positive regulation of transcription by RNA polymerase II. The coding region runs from base 993 to 3308 and encodes 771 amino acids. Gene Ontology annotation, cellular component: nucleus. Lineage: Eukaryota; Fungi; Ascomycota; Leotiomycetes; Helotiales; Sclerotiniaceae. The record is from RefSeq and is a predicted model, not a curated record. Gene Ontology annotation, molecular function: protein binding.